This is a messenger RNA of Ruditapes philippinarum (Manila clam), 5449 nucleotides long. RefSeq lists its product as uncharacterized. The coding region runs from base 355 to 1506 and encodes 383 amino acids. Gene Ontology annotation, cellular component: plasma membrane. The record is from RefSeq and is a predicted model, not a curated record. Gene Ontology annotation, biological process: adenylate cyclase-activating G protein-coupled receptor signaling pathway. Gene Ontology annotation, molecular function: G protein-coupled receptor activity. Lineage: Eukaryota; Metazoa; Mollusca; Bivalvia; Venerida; Veneridae. The transcript is spliced from 2 exons.
UUUAAGUGUUAAAACUGUUAUCACUUUAUUAAAACUAGGAAGUGAGCGAUGGAAAAACUCCACAAAAUAUAAUUUAUCGACGAAGGUACAUUGCCAACGCAAGAAUUUAUAAUAAACAAAACUGAUAAUAACAGUUAAAAAGAUAUCACAACGCUGAAUUUAACUGAUUUAAAUAUGUUACCCUGGAGAAAGUUAUGAUGGAUUUAUCGUGUUACUUUCGAGAUGUUGCUCUAUUUAUCUAUUAAUUGAUUUUUAUCUAUUAAAUGAUGAUUAGUAAAUGAUUUAUCAUAUUUAUAUUUGAAUUAAUUUUUACUGAACAAAAAGGCAAAUAGCAAAUUACAACUCUAAAAGUGUAUGUGUGUGCGUGUUUUGGAUUCAACAUAUAAUAUGGCUAAUACGACGGAAAUGGACGCGUCAGAAGUUAAAGAAACAGUUCCACAAAGUGGUUAUGAUCUUCCAGUUUAUGGAUUAGAAAAUGAAACAUUUUAUUUUAUUCACAUACCAGCAAUUGUGUGCAUAACGUGCAGUUUUGUAUGUGCGUCCAUUGCAAUAAUAUUGUCAUUCAGACGACAAUCUUACCAUACCUUCUUCACUAAAUGGUCGAAGAGUGACAGGUUCAUUGUGUAUCUGGCAAUAUGUGAUGGUGCGUUUAAUGUGUCACAUUUUACAGAUCAUUUACAUAUUCUCAUCGUCAGAAACCAUGUUUACCCGAAAGAACUUUGCGAAUUUUAUGGAUUCAAUCUUGCAGUGUUUAUAACUGCACAAAACCUCAUGGUGAACAUAGUGGCAAUUAAUGCAUUUAUGCUGAUGUAUUUUGACAAAAACUUGAACUUCGGAUCACGUGACUGGAGACUUUUACUAUGGACAUUUGGUGCUCCGUUUCUUGGAGCGACUAUUGCUGCAAUAGCUGGCCAGCUUGGUCCUAAUGGAACUUUUUGCUAUUUUGACGGAAUUAAAGGAAAGAUUGCAAACAUCUUAUUUACAACGGUACCUUUAUUGUUGGUUCUAAUGGCAAAUACAGUACUAUACAUAUUGACGUGGAAACGAAUUCACGACCAGGGAGAAGCUGUAAAGAAGUCAUUGAGUGGCAUGUCUGCGGCGAUGCGCGCUUCACACCGUGCUGCACGAGCAAUGUCUUUGUUUGUAGCUGCAUUCUUGAUACAAUGGUGGGCGAUGGGAUUAUAUGGCAUAUGGGCACUAGUAGAUGACGAACACGUUCCUCAAGCGUUAUUUCACCUUGUGACGACGUUCUCAAAUAUAGGUGGUUGUUUGAACCUUGCAGUAUAUUGUUUAAUUAGGAGACGUCAUCUCGGACAAGGGGAACAUCUGUCUCAUGACAAACUUUCAAGAGACAGCGAUGGUAGGAAGAGACCACAUAGUACCCUGACAUCAGUCGACACCUUUGGGUCUUCUAGAAACGUAUCUUUAAGUCAAAUUCCGGGUGCGGAAAAUUACCUGUCACCUAACGAUGCCACUAAGGGUAGUAAUGGUACCGCACAAAUUUGAAGUUCACAAAUUUCAUACACGUUAUUACGACUAUGAAGUGCUUAAAACUGGAUAAAAUCCUGCUACUGUUUAAAUAUUUAUGAACUAUCUAAUUACAGUGGUAUUAACCUUGCAUUUCUAAGGAAGCGGGUUCGAGUGCAGCUAUCGAUAAAGAUUUUUUGUGUGUUUUUGUUGUAAUAUUUUUAAAGUGUUAUAAAAUUGUAUAAAUCUAAAUUCUCAGGAUUCUCAGCAAGUACCGAGUAUAGUUUGAUAAAGAUUGUUACCACCUAACUAAACAUCACAAUUGUUCAUUUCACUCAGUAUAAUUUGUUAUAAUUAAAGAACAAACCACAGAUCUAAUGACCUUAUAAUGAAGUUACAGUUAUUAGAACGAUGGUAUUACUAAUUUUCUUCUGUACUAGUGUUAAAAUAUACCAGUAAGGAAAUAAAGAGGCAAACGAGUGAUCAGGAGUGAUUUUAUGCGAUUAAUGCGGCUUUAAUUAUCUGUAUCCCUAUAAGAAAUUAUUUUCGUUAUACAAUUUUUUAUUGCCAAUUUGCUUCUACAAGUAAUGACGUAACCGAAAAUUGAAGCCAAAUUGAAUAUUUAUUUCUUUACCGGUGGACAUUUAUUUCUGGGUUUUAUUGUAACUUGUUGAGCUAUGUUAAGUAUCUAUACCUCAAUCACAAAUGACAAACGGUCGCCGGGCGGCGUCUAUAUCUAAAAAAAAUCAUAAUAUCGACCGGUGUCCGUCCAGCCACCCAUUCGGAACUGCCUCGGCUAUUAUCUAUAAUAACCUCGGAAACAAUACGGAUUGAAAGUAGUUCUACCAGAUAAUGUAAAACGAAUGUAUAUAUUUGACAUCUAAUGUCUGUUCCGGUAACUCUUGUGCUUGAAAAUAUGUCUGACAACAAUUUGCAAUUUAAAUAUGCCCACUGAUGUUCAAUUUCAAACAAAUCCGACUAAAUGUCAACAGGUUGGUUUUUUGUACUUUCGGUUUCUACAACCAUUAUGCUAAAUAUAUAAAUAAUGUAUUGUUUGCUUUUGUACCUAUGAAUUUACUUAUUGUAGGUGUACUGUUAAUACAUAUAUUAAAAAUAAACUUGUCAACAACUCCCAGCAGUAAAUGACUAUUUGUUAAAUGUUUAGUUUCUUAGCGUAGGUUAGACCGAAAUACCGCAUCCGUUCUGUGUAUUCAUACUAUUGUGUUCGAGGUCCUUAUCCGAAGACUGACGGAAAGGGCCGAGUAGUUGCGAUUGCCAGCCACCGUGACAAUCGGACGGCAGCGGCUGAAAAUUUUCCUCAUCUGGCGGGCGGCGUCGAGUUUUAAGUACUACUUAAAAGCUAAAUGACGGUGUCCGGACGAUAAUUUUUGGGGUCAGUGAGUUGAAAAAGUCAUCUGGGGGGAUAACCCGGUCGCCGGGCGGUUUUUGGAUCGGACGAUUGUAUUUGAUACACAUAGUUGUGAUAAAAAUGUUCUACUAAGAUUAUCUUUAUUUUGUAAAAACAUUAUGCUAAAAUUUAGAUAACUAAUACUUCUCAUUCUCCGUUCCCAUUUGUUACAAUAUAAAAUACAUGUUGUAUUGAAUUCAGUACUUGAAAUGAACAAUAUGAUCUCCCUUUUGUUUAUUUAGCUAGUCAUAAUUGUAUUUUUAUAUUGUGAUAUUAGUGAUUUUUGACUGUUAUUUUUCUGUUUGUUUGUUUGUUAUAACCAGUUGCAUAUUAUAUGCCUUGGUUUAAUAAAAACUGAAACUGAAACAAAAAACACCGUCCGAUUUUAAAGGUAAACCGGGCGGUUUUUUGUAUUUGCCUUAAAUGUAUCUGUGAAUUCUUUUGAAUUUAACAUGAACUGUACGGCCGCGCGUUGAACGUCUACGCGGAUUAUUAUUAAGGAAAAGGCAAACUACAAUUAUUGCAUUAUCUUCUUGGCCUCCAUCUUGUCACUCUCAACUGCCUUCUUUGCUAGCAUAUUGACCACUGACUGAUAAGCCUUUACCACCCGGCGCCCAUGCGGCGACCAUCCGAUCCAUUUAUAAAUCGCACAGACGCCGUGAGGACAUCGGGCGGCGACCGCCCGGUCUAUGAAUGCUUUUUGUAACAUCAAUCCGCUAAAAAAUCGCCCGGCGACAGUUUCAUGCAUGACCACGCAAGUUAUGAGAUUUAAAAUCAGCCGGCGUUUGCAAAAUCGUCAAAGCCGCCGAUGUUGUAAAUUUUAAAAUCGGCAGCAGGCCGUUUUAUUUGUGACCUAGGCAUUCAUUAUUCAAUGACUGUAUAUCAGUAUGCAAUUGACAAGUUAAUAAAAUUGCAAUAUAUCAGAAUGGCCACAUUAUCAGUCUAUGAAAGGUUACUUUUUCUCAUAGUAUUAUGUAAAUGUCUUUAUCUUUCAAAAGAAAUAAAAGGAAGCAGCUUUUAAGAGGUGAAAUAAUUUUGAACACCGUAUUACAUAUAUUAAGUAGCCUGGUGGGUUCUUAAAAUAUUCUUAUAAGAAAUGGUCCCGAAACAUUCCUUUAAACUUAUUCAAAAGAUGAUUACUCUGUUGUAUAAAAUAUACAUCUAAGAUUGUUAUUUGUACGGAUAUCAUAUUUUUCCAAAAAGGUAUAUGUCAGUCGUUGGGUCGUCUAUGCGGAAAUGGGGAAAAUCAAUAGAGUUAUCUGACCACUAUGUCUCUGAAGACAAGAGUAACGUUCUCUUAUGGGUUUGCGGAGUUUUAUCUAUUUUGAAAUUUAAUAACAAAUGCACAUAUAUCAAAAUUCCUAGGUCUGCAUAAUUUGCAAUACAUCUGAAAACUUAUGCAAUAGUAGAAAAUCAUCAUUACAAAAGGAAACAUAUCUAAUAUUCAUACCAAAGCUGAGAUUUCGUGACAUAAGCAAAUGAAGUAUUCUGGUGAAAUGGGGAAACAUUGAUGAAUUACUUAUGUAGAAUCGUUGGAUUUAAAUUAUCAUUGGUUGUAUCAGGUACAUUUUUAUGUCUUUUAUCGAAUAUGCUUGCCUGUUUGUUAGAUCAUAUAUUCCGGUGAUAUGUGUAUUGGUUUGACAGGAGACGUUGCAUUCCUUGUGUUUAAUUAUUAUAUAUAUUUGACGUUAAUUUUUAAUUGUCAGAUUAUAAAGCUCCAAAGCAAAAAAGACACACACUAAAAACACAAAAGGGAAAAAAACCACAGAGCCAUUACACAACCUGAUCCUCAGUUCAUAUUGAGGUAAACAGAUAAUGCAUCUAGCUUUAGUCUAUGUUUGACAGAGGCUUGUUUGUUUUGUAGACUGAUAACUCUUAUAGACGAAAGUAGACGCAAAAGUAUUGAAACUAUUGUCGUUUUUAAACUCGAACUAAAUCUUGUAAAAUAAUCUUUACUUCUGAGUUUCCAAUUAAUUUCCAAAAUUUGUAGCGGAAAUCCAAUAUCUGAACAUGUAAAGUAAUGUAAAGUAACAUUGCGUCUGCUUAAUUAUAAUACUGGGGCAGAGGACAUAUUCGAACUAUGGCCCGUAAAAUAUAUUAAUAACACAGACAUGGUGUUUUGGAGGUACUGAAAACUGUUGAUGUUUCUCUGUUAAAUUGUUUUUUGUUUAUGCUUAGAAAAUUAUCAAUAUUUAUGUAUUUGUGACUCUUAGGUUGAAACCCGAUCACUGACACUUGGCGUCAAACAAGUAAGAAACUUAGUAUUAAUUUUCUAAAAAAAAUUAAAAUCUAAACUUGUCACUGACAAUUAAUUUGGUAUUUUUGAAAUCGCAAUUGAUUGCACUGUGGGUUAGUGAUAUUUUUAGAUAUCAGGCGAUUUCUGGACUAUCAUGUACCUUAAUGAAGAUGCCCCAUAAUAGUAUAUUAUAGGUGUGAUUUUGGGAGUAAAUACACAUUGCCGUCAAACUUUGUUUUUAUGAGCAAUGCAUGCAAACUGUUAUUUUGUUCAAUAUAAUUAUGUCUUAUAUCAUUAAAUGUAUGUCUUGUAUCAUUUAAUUAAACUGUGUAACUGGU